AUGUGUCGAGGCGAGAACGUCCAGUGCAAGGAGUGCUGCCGACUGAGCAGCCGAAUCGUCGAGCUCUGCAUCCGUGGCGAGCUGAUGGCGACCUGCCCCGAAACCAUCAUCGAGGGUGUCAGUUUAGAAAAGGAAAGUAGAAGGUUGAGCAAACAUCGACGCAAGGACAUGUCCCGAGGAGAGGGUAGGCUAUUACCUGAAGCGUCGGAAACGAUGACUAGACUUCGGGCCGAGCCUGAAAAGUCACCUGGUCUUUUAAACCAAGCAAACAUGGAAGGUAUUCGUCUAUGCUUUGUUUCUGAAGCACGGGCUGGGAUAAAUUUAGCGCACUGA
Messenger RNA from Fusarium odoratissimum NRRL 54006, 333 nucleotides. RefSeq lists its product as uncharacterized. NCBI's taxonomy places the organism in Eukaryota, Fungi, Ascomycota, Sordariomycetes, Hypocreales, Nectriaceae. The record is from RefSeq and is a predicted model, not a curated record. The transcript has 3 exons. The coding region runs from base 1 to 333 and encodes 110 amino acids.